Molecule: messenger RNA, 2920 nt
Organism: Xiphias gladius (swordfish)
Lineage: Eukaryota; Metazoa; Chordata; Actinopteri; Istiophoriformes; Xiphiidae
Gene: tamm41
Product: TAM41 mitochondrial translocator assembly and maintenance homolog
Exons: 8
Coding region: 329-1360 (343 amino acids)
Biological process (GO): CDP-diacylglycerol biosynthetic process; cardiolipin biosynthetic process
Cellular component (GO): mitochondrion
Molecular function (GO): phosphatidate cytidylyltransferase activity
Source: RefSeq, a predicted model, not a curated record
CCAGUUUAACGCUUCACGUUGCUUACCUUCCAUCUCUGACUCCAUUUCCCGUGAAGCCCCAGCCCGCGGCGGACCCUGUGACGUAUGUUUUAGUCGACUGUCAAUACUCAAACUGACCUGGUGGACGUGGUUAAACGAUAAAACUGAUAUAUUUGAUGCUAUCUAGUGGCUGUGGUCGUCCUUAGCGGCACCGAGCCCCUCCGACUGAAAUGUAUCUCCUACUUUACGCGGCCGAAACUUCGUUUUAUACGUUAGUUAGUCGGUUAUCCCGCUUAUAAACCAGCUGGUGUUGCUGCUAAAAAAAACAAACAGUCCAAGCUAGUUCAAAAUGACUCUUCUAGCUUUGCACAACACCGGCGUGCUUUACAGAAGGAUUCUGUCACAGUUUCCCCAGGACAUCAGCUUAGCUUUUGCCUAUGGAUCUGGCGUUUUGAAGCAGCAUGGGACCAGCCAAGGUCAAAUGGAGAAGAACAUGCUGGACUUUGUGUUUGCGGUGGACGACCCAGUGACGUGGCACACCAUGAAUCUGCUGCAAAACCGCAAACACUAUUCCAUCCUCAAGCUGUUGGGGCCCACGAAGAUCAGCUCCAUACAAAAUGAACACGGGGCUGCGGUAUACUACAACACGCUGGUACCUGUGGAUGGGAGGAUAAUCAAAUAUGGUGUGAUUAGUACAGAGUCUCUAAUAGAUGACCUGAUGCACUGGAAGACCAUGUACAUUGCUGGACGCCUUCACAAACCAGUGAAAAUGCUGGUGCAGAAUGAGAAUGGAAAGCUCCGUGCUGCUCUGGUGGCCAACCUGAAGAGUGCUGUGACAGCCUCCUUCCUCAUGCUGCCAGAGAGCUUCACUGAAGAAGACCUUUUCCUGCAGAUAGCUGGCCUUUCUUAUGCCGGAGAUUUUAGGAUGGUGAUUGGAGAAGACAAAUCCAAGGUGUCCAAUAUCGUCAAAGACAACAUUCAGCACUUCAGGAUUCUGUACAGCAACAUCCUGCGGGACUGCCCUCAAGUGGUCUACAAACCUCAGCAAGGAAAACUUGAGGUGGACAAAAGCCCAGAGGGCCAGUUUAUCCAGCUGAUGGCAUUGCCACGUACCCUCCAGCAAAGGAUCACAAAGCUGGUUGACCCGCCGGGGAAGAACCGAGACGUGGAGGAGAUCCUGCUUCAGGUGGCUCAGGACCCGGACUGUGGAGCUGUCGUACAGCAAGGUAUCUCAUCUAUUGUGAAAUCAUCCAGUAUAACACAGAGUAUCAAAGGCAUUGCUACAGCUGGCUUGUGGAAGACAGUGUCCUACAGCUCCAAGAAACUAAUGAAGAUGUGGAAGGGCUGGAGGAGGAAGCCGUCUGUGUCUCAGAUGUCCUGAACCUGUCUGUUCACUAAUUACCUGUCUGUGAAAAGAUGGGUUCAGGAACCUGUCUGUCUUUAUCUAAAGUAAAUAGUUAAACAUUUCCCACAAUGUCAUACUGUUAACUAUUUACUUUACCUGUCUGUCUUUAUAACCGACAGUCUGACAAUCAACGUCUAUCCUUUGAUUUUACUCAGACAAACUGUGGCAGGAACAAUCACCCACUAACCUCUGGUUGUGUUACCCCAUGGUCUGUAUGAACGGGAUCAUUGACCAGGUAUAAGGCUGUCUGAAUAGUUUAGAAUCACCUGUUCAACUGCCCUUUAUCAUGCAAUUCAUAAAAGUUGUAGAAUAAAGGGUGACAUGUCACAAGUCAGACAGAACUAUGGGUGACAUUUCAGAUUAAAACAGAUUGGACCUUUGCGGAUGAUGGCACACACAAUCACACAGUGACUGGCGAGGAACUGCUGAAGGGACUACACUGCAACAAAUACCACAAGUAUAACGGAGAAAUUACUGUGACGUGACAGAAUCUUCUCAUCUUGGACAUGCAUGUGUUACAUCUGAGCAUUUUCUGUGUGAAUGUGCUACCAUGGUAACAAGAUGAUGGGCAUCUAAAGUGCUGAGAUAAUGCAGAACUAGAUUUUUUUUAUGGGCAAUUUUCAUCAGUGUAUUCAAAAAAGACCAUUGAUUGAUUCCUUUCAGCUGUGGACUAGUGUUAUAUGCUACACACACACACACACGCACGCACACACACACACACACACACACACACACACACACACACACACACACACACACACACACACACACUCUCUCUCUCUCUCCUUAUCUCUGUCUCUCCUUGCCAAAGAUCUCAAAUCUUUGAUCUCUUAACUCUUUACGUUUUAAGAAUUUUUUUGAUAGUUGCACCACAUCUCAGCCAGAAUUCAUAAACUAAAAAUAGGGUCACACUUUUUUGAGAAGCUGUUUAGGAGAAGUCUGUCUUAUCCUUUAUCAAUUUAAAAAAUGUUUCUAAUUGUUAAAACAAACCAUUACACCUUUAUGCCCCCAUGAUUUUUUUUAGUCCGCAAAAAUCCCAAAGUGGUUAGUGAAAUAGUGAAAAUAUACUGUAUAUUAGCAUAUUCACAAAUUACAUCAUGUCACAAAACACCGGAUUUACAAGAUAAAAUAACAAAACAUAACAAAUAUGCGGGGGGGGGGUUAAAAUGUCACUACGACAGAUUGAGGAGAAACAUUCAUUCCAGUCAUAAAAAGCACAUUAUUCUUAGUGUGUGAUUUUGUUUGAGAAAAUUUCUAUUUUCUUUUUUAUUCAUCUGUUUUACAGGCUUUUUCACAGAGGACAUUUAGACACAUUAAAAGAUGUCAAAAUGUCAGCUGUGUUAAUGUUAUUUUUAAUCAGAUAUUACAUACUGUAUAUAACUAAAACAACUUCAUUAUGGUGCACAAACUCAAUAGACAAAACAAACAAAGUACAAAUCAAAAGAAUAAUAAAUAUAUAUUUACACAAAUGUACACCAAAGAUUUCAGAGUUUUUAUGUUUUUAAUGUUUCUGGGAAACUUGUACCUUUAAAUUUC